Rhineura floridana is the source of this 1663-nucleotide messenger RNA. RefSeq names its product EEF1A lysine methyltransferase 4 (gene EEF1AKMT4). NCBI's taxonomy places the organism in Eukaryota, Metazoa, Chordata, Lepidosauria, Squamata, Rhineuridae. The record is from RefSeq and is a predicted model, not a curated record. The transcript is spliced from 3 exons. The coding region runs from base 148 to 900 and encodes 250 amino acids.
GGAAGCUCCACGUGGUUUUCAGAGGAACACCUGGGUGCAGAGUAAAUUCAGGACGUGUGGCUCGUUUCCCUCCGCCCACAUCUCCCGGAUGGCUCUGCCCCCGUCGCUUGGUGGUUCUUCUCCGGCCGGAUUGUUCGGGUCUGGAGCAUGGAGGACUCUCCGCGACGGCGACUGCCAGAUUCUAACACCCGGUACCGGGACAGAAACUUCUGGGACUCGCGAUAUCGGGAUGAAGGCGCCACUCCGGCCGAAUGGUUCGGGGGCUUGGAAUGUUUCCGACAGCAGCUGGAGGUGGAGUUGAAUCCGGGAGACCGGAUUCUGGUGCUGGGCUGCGGGAACAGCGCUCUGAGUUAUGACCUCUUCCAACUUGGUUAUACAAACAUCACCAGCAUUGACUACUCAGAAGCAUGCAUUGCACAUAUGCAAGCCCACUACGCUCAUUGCUCAAGUUUGCACUGGGCAGUGAUGGACGCCCGGGCCUUGACUUUUGUAGAUGGGAGCUUUGAUGUAGUCUUGGAGAAGGGUACUCUGGAUUCCCUGAUGGUGGAAGAAACAGAUCCCUGGAAUGUCUCCCACGAGGCCAGAAUGCUUCUGGAUCAGGUGUUAACAGAGGUCAGCCGAGUCUUGCGCCCCGGUGGGCGUUUCAUCUCAAUCACCUUUGCCCAGCCUCACUUCCGCAGGCGCCAUUAUGCCCAGCCCGCCUACGGGUGGUCUGUCCAACAUGCCACGUACAGCAGCGGCUUCCACUACUUCCUCUACAUCAUGAGGAAGGGCGAGGCGCUGUCUCCUUCUGACCUGGCGCUGGGGCAGAGCCUCCACCUGCGUCCCACCACGCCUCCCCCUGUACGCUACCUCGAAGAGAUGGACAGUGAGCAUUUCCUCUCUGCCAUUGACCUGUGAGCCACUGGCAAGGAGUGAGAGAGAGGGGGCCCGGGGCCACGGACCACGUGCCAAUCUGCCUGCUGGUUGACUGCCAGAACCAGCAUUUUCUCCAAGUCAUUUUGGGCGAUUUCCUGCAUUUUUAAAAAUUUAUUUUAAAAAACAAACCAGAAAGCUGAUGCCUUCUCUGCAGUUGGCAACAGGAGCCAAUUCUCCAUGGAAGUGGAUGGGAAUGCUUUCUGCCGCCAACUCCCUUGUAGGAAAGACCAUUUAUUUUCUCAUCCCUCUGAAUCUUCCCUUUGGCUUACACCAUGGAGUCCGUGGAAAGGGUUGGGGUGUUAGAAUCUCUGGGAUUUGUUUUUUUUUUUUAAAUCUCAUGGCUGUGCCUUGAAUUUCCCUCCAUUUGUGCUGGGGUGGUGCUCUAGAGUUGGCCUCUUCAGGAGGCAUCUCUCCAAAGAGGAAGAUCCAGAAUCGCUGGCUGUCCUCUCUGCCAUCUUGGAGCAGUUUUAUUCUGUGUUGCUGGCUUUUAAAAAACCAAAUGGCUGCUGGCGUUGCCAGGUGAGGGUCUUGCCUCUUCCCCCCCCUUCACAUCUGACUGCUGGUUGGUCCUGUCUGUGAUAGGAGGCAGGAAUUAGGUCCAGGACAAUUAUGUCUCGACUCUUUGUCAUGCUCACUCCCAUCUGCAGGUCCUUUAUAGUAUUCCACUAAAACAUUGCAGAUUCUGCAACCUGAAACCAGAGGCCUGCAAUCUGAAUUUGUUGUGCAAAUUAAAUAUGUACAUAUG